AGAGGUCAAUAGGAGUAUUUGAUACAGGAAGUUAGCUUAGGUUAAGUUAGGUUUAUUUAACCACGUGUAAAGCGCGAAUUGUUUAUGGAGAAAAAAAUGGCUGGGAAAAGUUUAGCCGACAAAAUAAAUGACUUGAUUACAACGAAGCCGGAUUUAAAUUCUGAUGAGGAAGCCGAAGAGACGAAAGCUAAGGUAGUAGAACGUUACGACGAGAACGGUGCCUCAGACGAUGAAUUUCAGUGGUCCAAGAUACGCGCACAGAAUGUUGACACUCUGGACACGGUGGACGAAAGAUAUGCUGGUAAAAAAGUCUCGAGAAAAGAUGUAUACAGUGACGAAGAUAAUGAUGCGAGUGAGGAUAUAGAAAGUGAAGAGUCUGGAGAAGAAGAGGAAGAAGAAAAAGAUGAAGAUGAAGAUGAAGAUGAGGAGAUAGACAGUACAAUGGAACAAAGCGAGACAGAUAAUGAUGAAGAGGCAGAUUUGGAAGAGAAAUCUGAAGAUGCUGAGGAGGAUAUGUCUGAAGAAGAGGAUGAUUAUAUUGAUAGCAAACAAAGCCAAUCUACAAUUAAAACAAUGUCUGAAACAAAUGUCAGAGCGGAGAUUGAAAAAGGCAAUUGCGUUAGAAAUCAACUGAAACUCUGGGAGAAUCUGUUGGAGAUGCGGAUAAAAAUGCAAAAAUGCGUUAUAACUAGCAAUCAAAUGCCACAAUAUAAUACCUACAAGGAGUUUAAGUCAGAUAUGGAAUUCUCGAAGAAAGUCAAUGAAACCAAGAACAAUCUAAUGCACACUUUAGACAAAAUGCUGCAAUUAAGAGAUCUCUUGUUGAUGCAAUAUCCUGAAACAAACCAACUGUGCGUUGGCUCAAAGAAAAGAAAAACUGACGAAGAGGAGAAUACAAACACUGAUGAUCCCAUGGAUGAAGAAAUACCAUCUGAUACCGAAGGCGAAGAAGAAAAUGGAGAAAAAUCAUCUGCUGGUGAAGAUGCAGAAUCAGCUGAAGAACCAGUGCCACGGAAAAGACUGAAAUAUAACGAUUAUGAAAGAGUUUUGAAUGAAAAUUAUAACUCCUAUAAGGAAUAUAGAGACUCUGUUAUAAAGAAAUGGAACGACAAAACACGAAUUGUAGGUUCGCUAACGAAAAAAGGCUCGGGUCAAACCACGUUGAAACAGAUCGAGUUUGCUUUGAGCGACAUGGCCAAGUUGCGAAAGAGAUCUCAACUGAAGCGUUCUGAAUACAGUAUUGUUGGUAAAUCGUCGCCAGUUCAGGAUAACGACGGUAGAAGAUUUCAAGAAUAUGAUACAGAAAUUUAUGACGAUGACGAUUUUUAUCAUCAAUUGCUAAGAGAUCUGAUAGAAUACAAAUCCUCAGAUAUGACGGAUCCUAUAAUGCUCAGCAAGCAGUGGAUCCAUUUGCAAAACAUGCGUAGAAGAUUGAAGAGAAAGAUCGACACUCGCGCGACGAAAGGCAGAAGGGUGCGAUACAAUGUACACAAUAAAUUGGUCAACUUUAUGGCGCCGAUUACGAUAUACGACACUUGGACGGACAAUGCGAAAAACGAGUUAUACAAUUCGCUGUUUGGUAAAAUAAAACCCGCGGAGGAGCAAGUAAAUCAGUAAUUGAAGUGCAAAUUAGUUUCUAUAUUCCUUAUUAUAGAGUUAAUACGAUAAUGAUAUGAUAACGAUAUGAUAAACGUAUAAUUUUGCUGUUGUAAUAUAAGAAAGUUUGUACAUAUA
Molecule: messenger RNA, 1734 nt
Organism: Pseudomyrmex gracilis
Lineage: Eukaryota; Metazoa; Arthropoda; Insecta; Hymenoptera; Formicidae
Gene: Aatf
Product: protein AATF-like
Exons: 2
Coding region: 85-1617 (510 amino acids)
Biological process (GO): regulation of transcription by RNA polymerase II
Cellular component (GO): nucleus; nucleolus
Source: RefSeq, a predicted model, not a curated record